Pyrus x bretschneideri (Chinese white pear) is the source of this 1484-nucleotide messenger RNA. Its product is annotated as histidine protein methyltransferase 1 homolog. The record is from RefSeq and is a predicted model, not a curated record. Bases 144 to 1049 code for a protein of 301 amino acids. The transcript is spliced from 9 exons. NCBI's taxonomy places the organism in Eukaryota, Viridiplantae, Streptophyta, Magnoliopsida, Rosales, Rosaceae.
AAAAUCAGAUGAAGGGAAAACUUGUAAUUUGGGCCUGGGCUUGCAUUACAUUGAUAAAAUAAGAAAACCCAAAAACCUUGUAGCCAAGACAUACAAAAACCCAAAACCCUCCAAAAGCUCAGAGGAGCAGAGAGCAGGCAGCAAUGGAGUCUGAGAAACCAAGUUUCGAACCGUUUCGGCUGUUUUCAUCGCCACGGUCGGGGUUUCUUGAACAAUCAGAGCCCCCUCUUCCUCCGCCACCUCCUUCCGUCCAAGUGUUUCCCUCCGAGGUUUCUUCGUCUGUGAAGUACACCGUGGAGCCGGUGGAGUUGGGCGGACUUACUUUGCUCAAGGGCCGGGUUAGUACUCAAGACGUUUUCACGCUAUCCAACUCCGAUUUAGUUCCUGGGAAAUAUGAAGGGGGAUUAAAGCUGUGGGAAGGUUCUCUUGAUCUAGUUAAAGCUCUACGCUCUGAAGUUCAAAAUGGACAUUUAUCAUUUGCCGGUAAACGCGUUUUAGAGCUUGGUUGUGGCCAUGGACUUCCCGGUAUCUUUGCCAGCCUUGAGGGUGCAGCUGCCAUUCAUUUCCAGGACUUCAAUGCGGAGGUCCUGCGGUGCCUCACCAUUCCCAAUGUAAAUUCAAAUAUUCCAAACUUCCAACCCCCAUCAGUGCAAGUGACAAAGUCUAAUGUGGGGGCCGAAAUUGGUUUUUUUGCUGGUGACUGGCGUGAAAUGCAUAAACUUCUUCCUUACGCACAAAACGACGAGAGGGAUCUUAAUGUUAGUUCAGAGCAAAGUUUAGAUGCUCAGUAUGAUAUUAUUUUAAUGGCGGAGACAGUUUACUCAAUUUCUACCCUCCCACAUCUAUAUGAACUCAUAAAAAAGUGCUUAACUCCUUCUCAUGGAGUAGUCUACAUGGCCGCAAAGAAGCAUUAUUUUGGAGUAGGCGGGGGAACUCGGAGGUUCCUAUCUGUGGUCGAGAAAGAUGGGGUGUUGGCUUCUAGCUUGGUUGCUGAAGUUGCAGAUGGUUCUUCUAAUGUCCGAGAGGUAUGGAAGCUUUCGUUUAAGUAGGCGUCGAAUUCAUGUUGACCAAACAGUUGUACCUUACCCUAUGUUGCCCGGAAGAAUUUCAUCGGACGUCAUGUGAGUUAUUGUAUGCAGUCACCACCACUAUCAACAGUCCCACCACUAUGGCCGCCAUUAACAUCACUGACGCCACCAACCUUGCCACCACUAUCAUGGAUUGUCGCCAUUUUAGAAUUCCUCGACAUGCUUAAAUUUCCUAAUAUAGAUGGUGGGUAAAAGGAUUUUUAUUUUGAAAAGUUAUCAUGCAAUCUUAUCUAGUAUAUCAUAGUAAAGAAAUGCAUGAUGACAAUUUCGAAGUGAUGCCUAUAACCCUUAUCUACGAGGAGUGUGCUACAUCGAUAUGAAGCUUUAUUCUUUAAACUAUGGGAUGAGUUUAUUGAACACUUGAAGCAAAAACAAGAAGAAUCAUUGAAAACUCAA